AAACGGCCCAAAUGGUUUUCCGGGUUGAUGGAUGUGUUGGUUUCUGACUGUUGAACUGUAGUUAUCUAGGACUGUUCUUCAGGAUGCUGCUGGUUUUGUCCGAGGACCAUAAAGAGCAUCUCUCCUUCCUGCCGAAGGUUGAUACCGCAGUGGUUGGAGAGUUUGGUCGGAUAGCGUUGGAGUUCUUAAGGAGAGGAACCAGUCCCAAGAUCUAUGAGGGAGCAGCAAGAAAACUAUCUGUUCCUGUGGAAAUGGUGCAGCAUGGAGUGGAAGGCCUGAUGUUCCUGAUGACAGAGAGCUCCAAACACAUGAUCUCUGAAGUGGACUUUCUGGACUCAGUGUUGGUUUUGGGGUUUGGUGAAGAGCUUAACCAGAUCCUCUUACAGCUCUACCUGCAACACCACAAACAGAUCCGCAGCAUCUUGAGUCAGCUGCCCUCCAACCUGCCCGCCUACCAAAACCUGGAAUGGAGACUGGAUGUACAGUUGGCAAGUCGUUCACUCCGUCAGCAGGUCAUUCCCAUGCUGACGAUACGUCUGCUCCUGACGGGAGGUUGUGACAGCCGUGAUGACCACAGCAGAAUGGUUCUCCAGACAGACCCCAGCACCCUGCUGCACCUCAUCUCCACACUGGAGGCCGCUCUGGCUGCCAUGAAAACCAGUCAUGCUCGCCGCAUAUGUCGCAACAUCAAAUAACCCCCCAGGUCACUUUCUGUGUAACGUGUGCCUCCUGCCACCUGUGGAACAUCACAUCACUGCCUCCAUACCUGGAUACAAUAAGCAGUGUCUCUCUGCUCUGCAGUGCAGUGUUGAUCUGGUCCUGGAUCAAAAACUAGGUUUUUGCCCAUCUGUCUGGCAAAUCGUCAUCACUUUUUUACCCUUGAGUCACAAUGCGUGCCGGAUGGUAUUGACUAUAUUGUAUAUAAUGUUUCUACAGUACUGCUGAUAUUGUAUUAAAGUGUAAAAUGGAGAUGAAA
Messenger RNA from Epinephelus lanceolatus (giant grouper), 976 nucleotides. It is a transcript of the gene commd2, whose product is annotated as COMM domain containing 2. The record is from RefSeq and is a predicted model, not a curated record. NCBI's taxonomy places the organism in Eukaryota, Metazoa, Chordata, Actinopteri, Perciformes, Serranidae.